CUAAUAACGGCAGGUCGUUUUCCAACAUGGCGACGCCCUGUAUAAACAAAUUUUCUCGGUUAACUGCAGUAGUAUUUAUUUUUUCUAUUAGUUGCUUUCAGGGCUUUGUUUAUAGUAAUUCAGCUACAAAUGUUGUAAGUUAUUCAAAUUAAAUGUAUUUCAAUAUAUUUAUGAGACCAAUGAAAAAUGUUUGCUCUGGGAAAUUCCUACGAGUGAAGUGACAAAUUUGGCUCACCUUGGUUGGUUACUAAGUUUGUACUUAAAAGUAAAAGUACUAAGUCGUCCCAGACUUUAUUACUUUAUAGUAACUUAUUCGCCGACUAAAGUCCAGAUUUCAGAACACUGUUGAGAUUGAGAGCAAAAUCAGAGUGAUUAUCAAUAAAUUUGUAAAUUUUGAUGAAAUUGUGUCUAUAUUUUUAACUUAGGCCUACACUUACACUUACACCUAUUUACGUACUCAGUACUUCUACAAGGAGCAUUUCUCACAGAGGCAAAAAUACUGGGCUGCAAAUAAAAAAUUUGAAAACCUAGCCAUGUGCUUGCUUUGUUGGGGUUAUGUUCUUAAUAUUCCUAAAAACACCAUUCCAUAAUAUAAAAAUUACUCAAAUUAAAACAGUAACUGAGGUUGAAUCAGGAGUAGCAAGAUGGAUGUUUUUGGGAGGUAAAAUGUAAUGCAGUUUAUCAUUAGAAUAUAUAUUAUGUCAUAUCAUGACACAGGAAGAUGGGGGACACUGUAUCAAUCUGUUGAGCAACAUUUGCACGGUUCAAGUUUAAGGUGGUUUGCUCUAUUCCAUUAAAUAGGUACUUUAAAACUUGUCGACGCACCGAUCUGCGCAUGUCCAAAAAUGUUGAAAAAACUUGUUCUACAAUAUGGCGUACAGCUAUGUGGUACCUUUGGAAAAUUGCAUUCUAUGUCACUUUUGUUUAUUAAAUAAUUGCUUUCCUCAUCAGUGACGUAUCCCUUUUUUGUGUUCCGGUGAUAUAUUGAUUAAUGCUUCAAGAUUUUUUGUGAUCACCGUAUUAUUAUAAUGACUCGGUAAGUAUAUAAAUCACGUAAAUAUUGUUUUAUUCGUUAUUUUAGGCAAAUAUGGUGUGGUUCAGUGCAAACGACAUUCAUUUUGAGAGUUUUUUCAUUAUUGGAGUUAUUAUCAUUGACUAUGUCCCAGAAAAGUUAAGCAUCUCCCAAAGUAGAGGGGGUAUGAAAAUGUCCCCAAAUUAUUACUAUUUUUUUUUUAUUGAGAAGCCGGAAAUGGCUAUUAUCACUGUCUAUUAUGAAAUUUUUCAUUAUGGUUAAAACCUUAAACAUCUGAAUAAUUAUAAGAAGUUGAAAAUAAAUAAUUUGAAGAAAAGAUUAUAAACAAGCUUGAAAAGUUUAUGUAGUAACCAAAACCAAGGGGUGCUUUUAAGUUUUAUUUAUUACGUUGAAAAUUGUGUGUACCGGUAUAGUUUAAGCCUAAACUAUUACUAAAGCUUAAAACUAAUACCAAUAAACAGUACUAUUCUAUUACAACAAAUGCAAUUAAAGCCCAAAUUUAAAUAGUAUUUUUAAAUUAAAUAAGGUAUUUAAUAAUAAAAUUUAAUAUAUUGUUAAGUACUGGUAAUGACAUGACUAUGACAUAGAAUCAGCAAAAAAUGUCUAAUUAUAUAAUUAUUAAUUAAUAAUAAAAUAAAAACGAAACUAGUUGUAAUAAAUACAAAAUUAAUAAUUAUAAUUUGAAAAAAAAAUUAUAUUUUAAAAAGAAAUUUUGUAUAUUCAGGAUUAUGCUUGAAUAUAUUAAGAUGUUUUUCUAGGUUUAUUUCAGAUACAAGACAAAAUUUUCUAUUGCAGAACUCGGUGGAAUUCCUUCGAUCAACGAACAGAGGCAUGCUUAAAUAUAGAUAAAAAAUGAUUUUGAGUGAUUUUUAUUUUUAAUUACAUGAUACAGGCAUUCAAUUUAAAAAAAAAAAAGGAAUUACUUACCUUUUUAUGAGUACACAAAUUAAUUUAAAAUUUCACACAAGCAUAUAAUUAGUUCAAAUCAAAUGCACAAGUUAAUUUUUUUUCUUUGUCAGUAACGAUUUUUCCAAAUUUUCUGUUCACAUUUUUCUUAACAUACCCUAAAUAAAAUUUUUCAAAAUACAAAGUACUGAUGUUAUUUAAAAGUUGUGUUGUUCAUUGUGUUGUAUAUUGCAUUGAAAAUGUCUCUUGAGGAUUUGGUAGCAUUAUCUUUUAAAAUAAAAAAGUUGUGGGCAAAAUAAGGCAAAAAUUUGGAAAGUUGGUCUCAAGUUUUUUUGGUUAAAUACAAAGAUAAAGAAGGGGGUUGUAACAAAUCACCAAAAAAAACAUAAUUCCACUUCUAUAAAAGAUAGAAAGAUGAAAUUGUUGUUGUUAUAAAGGUUAUAGCUAGCCCUUUAAAAUGAUGUAUCAUUCAUGGCAAUUGGACAAUAUUUAAAUUUUGUGUCAAAGUACCUACAUUAAAUUUCCAGGCAUGCAUGGGAAGAUAGUUCGGGGAUUGGAGUUUGAGUGGUUUUAGUUUUAUCACUAUGAGAGUCAACCAGGCACUGUAUAGAUUGUGAAAACAAAAAUGGCAUCUACCAGGUUUCUUUUUGAUUAACAUUUUUGUAAGAGUAAAUGAAAAUGCUAUUUUAAAAAAAUUGAAAUAGUUUUUAUUUUAAAUAUUUAGAGACCAGAAUAAACUAUACACAUUUUACUGGGUCAUGAAGGAGAAGUAAAAAGUAACCGAAUUACAAACAACAACAACAAAUUUUGGGAAAUGCUGUUGUACACUAUGAAUAUGACUGAUGCAGUUCUUUAACUGAACAAGUCUACUUCAAAAAAAUUUCAACUACUCUAUAGGACUAAGAGCUUUUUGCUGAAAAACCUUAUACUUAUAUUUUCUUCAUUUUAAAAAAAAAUACACAGCUAAAUCAUUUUACAAUAACUUUUGGUUUAAAUGGUUUUUUGCAGGGUUUAGCAUGUAUGAACAAUGGUGUCACUGGGGGGGGGGGGGGGCAGACCGCACUGGGUUACACCCUGAGGGGGGGGCAACGCCAAAAGUAAAAUUUCAAAAUUGACAGGGUUCGCUUGAGUUGGUUUCAUAAAAUAAUUCAGUUAAAAACUGAAAAUACACAGCUAAAUCAUUUUACAAUAACUUUUGGUUUAAAUGGUUUUUUGCAGGGUUUAGCAUGUAUGAACAAUGGUGUCACUGGGGGGGGGGGGUGCAGACCGCACUGGGUUACACCCUGAGAGGGGGUCAACGCCAAAAGGAAAAUUUCAAAAUUGACAGUGUUCGCUUGAGUUGGUUUCAUAAAAUAAUUCAGUUAAAUACUGGAACAGAGGGCCACUGGAACUGAAAGCCACAUGAAAAGGGAGUUGCCAUAACAAGGUGUCAACAGAACUGGGUGAAAUCAGAACAGUGUAAUUAUCAUAUUGAUUGUUUUCAUGCUGAACUCCAGAUCAGAUCAAGAUCCAUCAAGGAAGUAGCAAAUAUGUUUUAGGCCCUUUCAGAUUAGAGUCUACUUUUGUUGAUUUAAGAAGAGUUUCUGGUGUCCAUUCCCAAACUGAGCACUUUCCACUAUCUAUGAUGAGUUAUCUGAAAGUGAACUUUUAAUUGAAGUUGAAGUAUAAGGCUGAAACUUAUUAAGAACUAUUUACAAUGGAACAGUCCAGAUUUUCUGGCUUUGAGAUUUUUGUCAGUUGAAUGUGAUAAAAGGAAGAAUCUUGAUUUUGAUGAAGUAGUUGACUUGUUUGCUUCUUUAUACACCAGGAAAUUAAAGUUUUAAAUGCAAAGUAUCAUCAAUAUUUAAAUAAAAAGUCAGUUGUAGCAUUUUUGAAAUGCUUUUACAGAAUAUUUUAUUUGUUCUCGCUAUCUUUUGUUGCUUUGGAGCUUAAUAAACGAACAAUACAAUAAGUCAUUCUGUAUGAUGGGUGCAGGUCUGGGUAGGGUGAGGGUAGGGUGAGGGUAAGGUGAGGGUAAAAUGAGGGUAAAAUGAGUGUAAGAUUAGUUUAAGGUCAGGGUAAGGUCAGGGUAAGGGGGGGGGGGGGGGGAGGGGGGGGGGGGGGGGAGUUGGGAAGUGGCUGGGAGUGACACCAUGAGUUUACCACACCAGGUGACACCAACCCUAGUGACGCCUACUCUGUAUGAAUAAUAAAAUUUAAAAAGUUUAACAUUUUUAACCACAGGACAGUGUUGAAGAUUUUUUCAAAAGUGGCCACACCAAUAACUGGGCAGUGCUUGUUGAUACAUCAAGAUUUUGGUUUAACUAUAGACAUGUUGCCAAUGUUCUGUCAGUUUACAGGAGUGUGAAAAGAUUGGGCAUUCCUGACAGGUAAUCUGUCUUGUAAAAUGGUUUAAAUUUCCAGGCAAAAAAACAAACAUUUUUAUACAAAAUUGUCCAUAAAUUUUAUUAAUUAUAAAGAGAUGAUAUUAUCUCUCAUCCAUUAAAUAUUUUAAAGUCUUUUACACAAUGGAUGAUAUUCAAAUUUUUAAUACUUACCGGUACUGAUUUCUCAUUUAAAUCAUUUUUACACAUUUUAAAAAUAGCAUUAGAUCUAUCACUUUUUUUUUUUUUAGUAUAUAAGGACCAUAAUAAAUAUAUGCAUAAUGAAAUGAAAUUGCAAAUACUGACACUUCAUUAUAAUUUAUUAAAAAUACAAAAUAAAUUUAAAAAAUUUAAAUCAUUUUUACACAUUUUAAAAAUAGCAUUAGAUCUAUAACUUUUUUUUUUUUUAGUAUAUAAGGACCAUAAUAAAUAUAUGCAUAAUGAAAUGAAAUUGCCAAUACUGACACUUCAUUAUAAUUUAUUAAAAAUACAAAAUAAAUUUAAAAAUUUUUUGGUUUAUUUCAGUCAAAUUAUUUUAAUGGUUGCAGAUGACAUGGCAUGCAAUCCAAGAAAUCCAAGACCAGGUAAACAUAGGUUUAUAAACUGCUUUACACAACAGUGAAAUUGUAUCAUGUUUUCUUAAAUUUGAAUUUGAUUGUAUUUCCUCUAGUUGUAAUCGACAGAUGUGCAAAGUUUUUAAUGUGUGGCAGGGGCUAAUUAAUUUAUGCCAAACUUUUCCUCUUCAUUUUGAGGUUUUAAAAAACAAGUUUUUCUUAAAAUUCUUUUAUAAUUUAUAUCCUUGCCAAUGAUGGACGAUGGUUUUAAUGAUAUGAUAAACCAUGGUAUUGAUGAUAUCUUAAAACCCAUCUGUUUAGGUCGGCCUAUGACCUGUGAUGCACCCUCCUUGCCAUGCCUCAUUUUCUGUUGAUCCUGUAGUAUAAGCAAAAAUGUGCCAAAGUGUUCUCGUUUUAUAGCCAUUUUAAUUGUUUCUAUAGUAUAGUAGUUACUAUCCUAGUGUCUCAUUUUUAUUUUACUUAGUUUACAUGUUUUUAAUAAUUGUAAAGCGCUUAGAGUUAGAGCUUUAAGGUAAGCGCUAUAUAAAAAUGCCUAAAUAAAUAAAUAAAUAAAUAUGAUGUACCACGGUACCAGUAUUGAUAAAAGAUAACUGAAUUAGAUAUUCAUAAUUAGAUGUUCAUCACUGGCCAUCUAAAGCCUGUACAGUGUCUUUAUUUUAAAAUAUAUCAUUGUUUAUGUGAAGCCAUUUGGUGUUAAGAACAUGAAUAACCAUACUCUCUACUCCAUUUGUCUCCAGCCACAGUUUUCAAUAAUGCCAACCAGAACAUCAAUGUUUAUGGUGAUGAUGUGGAGGUGGAUUAUAGAGGAUAUGAGGUUAAAUUUUGUUUUAUACAUUUAUAACAUGGCUGCAGGGUGAAGACAGGAUUUCAAAAAAGCAUGUUCAGGUUAAAUUUAUUAAAUGAUCCUGGGUUUCAUAUUUUUGGGUGGAAAAUAAUUAAACAUCACUAAAAAUGUUAGUAUCCAAUUAGAUAUAGUAUAGUUAUGAGAAAUAAUUUCAGCUGUCUGUAAUACUAAGUUUUGUUGAAAAGGUUGGUUCAUUAUGAUUCUGUUUUGAAUGUAAAUAUAUAUAUAACUUAUUUUGUAAACACAUUUAAUUUUCACUUUACCGGUUCAUUCAGUUUUUUUUUUUUUUUUUUUUUUUUGCUUUAAAAUAUUAGAAUUACCAUUUUUAACUCAUUUUCUUUCAGGUCACAGUGGAGAAUUUUAUUCGCGUUUUGACUGGAAGACUUCCUCCCAGUACGCCUCGUUCAAAACGUUUGUUGUCUGAUGAACGUAGCAACAUACUGGUCUACAUGACUGGUGGGUUCUUGGUCAAACUUAAAACUUACAUGCAAUUUAUGCAUCAAAACAUUACAAAAAGAGUUAUGGGAAAAGUUUAAGUGAUUUAACGAAGGAUUCUUACACAAGUAGAAAUGAAAGACUUUUGUCAAAAUUUUAAAAGAUAUGUUCAUUUUUAUAAUUAAUUAUUUUUUAAUUGAUUUAUCAAAUAGUGAACUGAAAGAGCUUCUGUAAGAACUUUUCAAAACUAGGCUCUGAAUAGAAGCAAAUAAAAUUAUUGAACUGCACCAAAAAAAACAAUGCAGCCAACAUUAUGCAUCACAGUCUUUGCAGACCAUUUUUAGAAUACAGUGUCUGGUUAACUUAUCCAUCAAAGUGACUUUUAUUUGGAAUAUUCAUACAUAAAUUUAAAUUUGAAAUGCUUUUUGACGCCCUAGGUCAUGGUGGUGAUGGAUUUCUCAAGUUUCAGGAUGCAGAGGAAGUAUCCAGUGUAGAGCUCGCUGAUGCUUUUGAGCAAAUGUGGCAGAAACAAAGGUAGCAGAUAUAAAAUAAAUAGUGGAAUAGCUUCUUUGACCAAUCAUUUGCUUUAUAAUAAUUAACAAUACAUCCCAAAAAAAUGUUUUUUUGAACCCGGUCAGUGAAUUAAAUGUUUAAAUUUUUUUUUUUUUUAUGUUUUUUUUUUCCUUUCUUCUCAUGGUUGAAAAAUACUGUGUCAAAAUCUUAUUAGAGUUUAAAAAAUACAGUAUUUUAUAUAUAUGAAUAUUAUGAAGCAGUGGAAUACACAUGUUUUGGACAUGUAAAUACUGAGUAAAAACUUGUGAUUUACUUAUUCCAUUCAAAUAUAUUUUAUUUAAUAUGAUUGACUAGGUUAAUAUUAAACACAUACAUUGAGUGAUGAAAUUUUGAUUGCAACUCCCACCAAAUGCAUCGGUAGGAAAUUUAGUCAAAACCGUGCAAAAAUCUUUUUUUUAAAUGUAAAAUAUGUUUGGCACAAUUUGCCCACUUUUCAAAGGGGCUUAAUACUGGGGAUGGUCACCAGUUUCAAAUGUAUGUCAAGUCAAUGCUGAAGCUUUGGCAUUAAAUCUAUUUGACAGCAAACUGUCAUGUGAUAUAUAUAUACCCGGUAUAUAUAAUAUAAAUACAUUCUGACUUAUAUCCCUUUGCUGGUACCCUAUCCUUUGUUUAUUAUGUGGUCAGAUAGUGUACAAAAAAGUUAAUGCUGAAAGUGAAGUAUACCUUUAAUGUUUAAAAUAGUAAGAAUGUUGACUUGAAGCUAAAGUGCAUGACCUUUCCCUCAGAUACCAUGAACUGUUCUUCAUGAUUGACACAUGUCAGGCUGAGUCCAUGUUUCAGAAGUUCUACUCACCGAACUUGUUGGCUGUGGCCAGCAGCAGAGUUGGGGAGGAUUCUCUCUCUGUAGGUUUCAGUGCUCUUAGUUCUGUCUUAGAUAGUAAACCCAACACUAACAGCUUGGCCAAUAACAACCGUGUCAAGACUCACAAAAUGUGUCUUAGAAAAGUUAAAACCUUAAAAGGGGUCAAAUUUUUAAAAGAAAAUUUGUAAAUGGAUGAUGAUGCUAACUCUACAUACAAAACUAUAAUUAUAAUGUCUGUAGUUAUAUUUUGAUCUUUCUUGUCUUUGCUAUUCUCAUGCCUGGCAGCGAUCUUAGAUAAACCACGCAAAAAAAACUGCUUGGCCAAUAACAGCUUUGUCAAGACUCACAAAAUAUGUCUUAGAAACCUGAACUCAUGUAAGGCUCACUAUCAGACAUCAUCAACACCAAUCAUGAAAGGCUCACUAUCAGACAUCAUCAACACCAAUCAUGAAAGGCUCACAAUCAGACAUCAUCAACACCAACGUACACAAAGAAAACUGCCUUAAAAAUCAAUUAAUUAUUUUGCAAAGUGGGCACCGAUUUCUCAGACUUUGUGAACUGUCGCAAGAUUUGUGGCAAAAUGAAAUUGUUGUUUUUCUCUUCACUAUUAAUCUGCUCCUACCGUCCAUGCAACAAUAAUGUAUAAAGUUGAUCAUCUAACUUUUUAAAAACAUUUUUAUUUCCAGCAUCAUGUGGACCCAGCGUUAGGAGUCUAUGUUAUAGAUCGCUACACAUACUACGCACUGGAGUUUCUUGAGACUGUCAAACCAGGCUCCAAGAAAACCAUGGCACAGUUUGUAAGUAAACACCUGAAAUAAUUUUAUUGGAUGAAAUAUUUUAAAACUAUUCUAUAAACCAGGAAGUGAAUGGAGUACAGGCCUCCAUGACCUUAACCCCUGGUGUAGAAAACUUUUGCAGACGUGAAAAUGAAGUACCAGGUACCACUAACUUGCAUGAAAUUUAUUUUGAUUUUAAAAUGACCUUUCUGAUAUGAUACAGUGUAUCUUUAUUGUGUUUUGUUUUUAUAUAGGGCCACCUAACCACCCAAGAUCUUUUCAUUUCUAAUUAGUCAUCAGCUCUCUAGGUGUUAUGAGAGUUUUCCUCGUAUGUAAUUAUGUCAUUCAAAUUGUCAUUUUGGCCUCUUAUUAUUUAUAACUUGACAAAUUCCUUGUGUGGUGUAGCUGGCUCACAAGCGUGUAUGCAACAUUUGUGAGUUUUCUCAAAGUUCUAAUUGACUAAUUGUUCCCCCAAAUUAAUACAUACAGAAAUUAAUUUCAAGUACAAAGUAAAUCCAUUUGGCUUUCAGUUCAAAGUUUGCCCCAAGCAUCACUGCAUCAGCACUGUCAGUACACGAACAGACCUGUUUAAGAGAAACGUCACCGACACCCUGCUCACUGAUUUCUUUGGUGGUGUGCGCAAUGUGGAGCUGCUUACAGGUCGGUCAAUGCAUUUUAUUUUCAUGACUUAAGACGUCCCCCCCCCCCCCCCCCCCCCCAGCUCUGGGUAUGCUACAGAGAUAAUUUGAAUAAUUAAAGACUGGUAGGUUUACAUCAUUGUACAUUCUAUUUUGAAUCAAAUAUUGUAAAUCACCAUUCUAGUGCAUUUGGGUAAUAGACUGAAAUUGGUUGAGGCAGUCUAUAGGUAAAGAAUCAAAUAUUAAGUUUAAGUUGCAAGUCUGAACAAGCAAUUAAACAUUUCUUUGGUUUCCUCUUUCAAAGAAACAGUGUCUCUGGACAAGAUAGACUUACCACCUAACAAUGAUCUCACUAACUCAUGCAGGUAAUUAGUGCCACCGGCAUCUUUUUCAAUUUUUAAUUAUUUUUUUUUUGCAUUGAAGAUUUAUGCUUAUAUAAGUAUAAGCUUAUAUCUUGUUACAAUAUUAUGUGAAUAUUUGUUUCAUUAUAUGCAGGUAUUUUUGCCUUUUUAUAAUAUUGGUUCAAAUUAAAUGAAAUUACAUGGUAAAAGAAAUGUUGAUAUUUUGUUUUAUGUCAGUUAACCUCUUUGUCAUUUUAAAAUAUAUCUGUAAACAAAAAAAUUUAAUAUCUAAAUAUGAAUACUUCAUUAAAUGAUAUCAGCAUUUUUCAUACAAGUUAAUCAAAGCACACCACUGAUCACAUUACCUCGUUUAGAAUAUUUUGGACUUUUUGAGUAAUGUAAAAUGGUUGUGUCUUUGAUGAAUAAUGGCUAUUAUUUUUUGUGUGUUCUAUUCCCAGCAAAGACUCAUGUGCCACCAAUGAAAAUACCAAGUUUACAUUCCCAGAUCAGAUUCCUAAAGUACUUAUCUAAUGUCAGCUGUUCUUUUAGCUUAUUUAUAAGUUGGUCAAAAGUUGUUCCCUUCUCUAAAUAUAUUUAAUGGAUUUUCAAAAUUUAUUAGAAAAAUUACAACUAAAAUUAAAGAAACAAUAGUCUAAAACAUCAAAGAAGGAAAAAACCUGUAUAAGUUUUCAAUGUAUUUAUGCAACUUUUUUAACCUGCCUUGUCUGGCACUGACAUUUUCAUCUCACUUCAUUAAACAUUUCAUUUCAUUUUCACCUGUGCUUUUCAUUGUUGUCAUUUUAGUCAUAUUAAGGUGUGUUUUUUUAAAAAUUGAUAUGUGUACUUUCAUAGCUUGGUGCUCAUUGAAGUGUUACUAUUGCAAGAUUAACUUGGCCAUAUAAAAUAUUUGUUUUCUUAAUCCACGCCUCCCUCAUUCAUUAUUAUUAUGCUGAGAACUUUUUGAGAAAUUACAAUUUUUUUUCUAAAUUCUUUUUUGGCCCUUGAACGCCAUUUAAGUUUUGUUGUUUGUCGUAAAAUAAACAAUGAGUUUAUCAACCAGACACUUUAGUAAAGAUGAAACUUGCAUAGUUUUUAUUUGUAAAAUAUUGAGUUACACAUUCGGUGUAUAGGCAAUAUACCAACAUAUAUGAACAAGCAGUGUAAAGUGUAACUGAAUUGUAUAAUUGUUGGUAAUACUUAUUGUACAACUUAAUUCAAGUAGACUUGAAAAAGGAGAAAUAUUUCAUUUAUUCAAAGAUCACAAACCAUUGUUGGAUGUUCACUAGUUAAGUUUAUUCCAAAAGAAAAAAAACUGCUAACAUAAAUGCCAUAGUGAUAUUGUGAUUCCUUAACCUGGAAGAAAAAUCAAGAUAAUUCAGUCAUUGGGUUUAGAUUUUCUUUGGUCAAUUCAGGUAACCAUCCUUCAUGAGAUUCUCACUUUUGUAGAUAAGUUAUCAUGUCUUCAAACUGAAAGAUUGAGAUUUCUCUAAAUUGUCUAUUCUUGUUUUUUUUAGCAAAGAUAUAGAUAGUGUUAAAUGCAAUUGGAAAAGGAUAUGUUUAAAUAAAUAUUUUAAAGCAAAUAUGGACAACGUAACUGAACAACGGUUUAAUAAAAAUACAGAUGUUAUACAUCUCAAACAGUGAACUGCUUAAAUGACCCACAAUGGGGCAACAAUGGAAAUCUUGGGGCUUAUGAGGGCUCAAAAGACAUUAAAAUAUUUUAAAGCUUUUUGUUUUUCCAAAAGAAAAUUUGCAUCUGGCCCUUGUUAUAGCCUGUGGUUACAAGAGGCUUGACGGCUAGGGCUUACAUCUCAUCUUGUAUAUGCCUGUUUGAUCUAAUGCUGAGAAAUAUCACUAGAAUAGGGUCCACUCAGUGCGGUAAACUCAUGGUGUCACCCCUCAAUGAACAUAGAAACAAAGCAUAGAAAUCAAUAAUUUAACCCCAUUAGACAGUAUCCAAAUUUCUCUGAUUUAAAAAAGCCCCAAUGUUGAUGUCCUUGUAUGAAAAUGAAUCAUUAUUUCUUCAAAAUUUGAUGUGAAUUUUUUUUUAAAGAAAUCCUUUUUUUCCAUACUGAGGAUUUUGUUAAUUUAUUUUAUCAAAUUCAUUAUGUAAUUGUAAUCUUCAUUUAACUAAAUUCAAACAUCCAAUUUUAAAUUUAAAUAAUCUAUUGCAUUCUUCCUCUCAAAUUGGGGCUAACGUCUUCAGCAUAAACAAAAUUAAUUUUGGUUAAUGUCUGAAAAAGUGCGCCGACCCCUGAUCUAGAACAUAGUGUAUUAUAUUAUAAUGUAAUGUAAAAUGUUGAACAUCUGGAUUGUUAUUUCCUGUUAAAGAUAUUCAUUAAUAUUUUACAUGUUUUCUUGCUUGAACAAAAAUAAAAUGUUUUCCAUUCUAGCAGUUAGAAAUCAUUUAUUCAAUGCUUUGAUUAAUUCAUGCUGUCUUGUAAUUAUAUCUUUAUUAAAACUAAUAGUAGUAAUAGUCAAUUGGAAUAUCUUCACAGAGGAGUACCAGUUGUAAAAGUGUACAAAUCUAAACUCAGUGACUUAGCUAAGACAAUCUUUGAUCACAUUCCUAAGCAGUUAUCCUUACACAAUAUCAAAUAAUACUGGUAUUUUAAACAUUGACAAAAUAAUGUAACAAGAUAAGUGGUUUGUCUGCACAGGCACACAAAAAUCCAUUAAAAUCAGGGGAAAAAAAAACAUAAAUCUUUAAUUAUUCUUCAAAGUACAAAAACCAAGCCAUGUAUUUUGUUUUUUACAGUAAUAUAAAGUAAUCAAUAUUGCAGGGUUGAUGCCAAAGGUUCAAAUUAAUAAAGGAAUUAAUGGUAUAUAUAAGAUCAAAUAUAAUUACAAGUGUUAUUACUGAAUAAACUUGACUACCAGGAAUAGAAGAUAAAGCAGUUCAAUGAUGAACAUCCAAAUAAGGGGACUCUUUCAAAUUAUUGAUAACUUGAAAUGAGAGAAAUAAUUACUUCAUUUAUACAUCAUACACAAGAAACUCCUCCACUGACAAUGUACACUUCUCUUUAAACAUCUGAUUUCAGCAAAUUUUUAGCCAAUGUGAACAAAGAAGGAGCAGAGUGCAGUGACUGGAUUCAACAUAAUGGUCUCUGCUGCUCAGUCUUGAGCAUACAGCCUUUGCUAUACACCAUAAAUGGGGAAACAAGAAAGACUUUGAGGGAGACAUUUAAAAAAUUGGACAUACGUCAAUGUGUCUGUGCACAGGGAAAUGUGGAAACAAAUUGUUGCACUACACAGUGCAGGAAGAAUUAAUUUUAAUACAACCUGUAUCUCUGCUUUGCUUUUAUAGAAAUACUUUUUUUUUUGCCAGCACAAACUGGUUCUAUGACUUGAAAGCUUGUGAAUAUAACAAUAAUAAGGCCACAUAUAAAGCAGUUUUAUAUAGGAGCAGUGAGCAUGACUAGGAAUAAUUUAACAAAGGCCCAUCAUUCUCCUUGCAAUCACUGAUAGGAAGCAAUGAACAAAAUAAGAAAAAGAACAAGUAAACAUUUGCAAUUGAGGCAUGUCAUAUGAAGAUCUGGUUAAAUGAUUUCAAGAAUUCAUGAAACACAACUUUCAUCAGGACUUGCGCCAGUGACAGUGGACAUUUUUAAGCUGCUGUCAAAGUCAUUGAAAUUUAAACAGAUGUUGAAUCUUGGUUAAUUUUAAAUUUUGGUCAUGGCAGAUUAAAUGAGCAAAUAAAUAAAACACAUUGAAAAGGGGGUGUCCAUUUUGUCAGUUAAUUUUGAUCUGCAGAAGAAAGCAUUUAUCACUAUGAACCUGGUGUUACAGUCAUUCAUCUCAAGUCCCAGUUAUGGACA
Molecule: messenger RNA, 13104 nt
Organism: Lymnaea stagnalis (great pond snail)
Lineage: Eukaryota; Metazoa; Mollusca; Gastropoda; Lymnaeidae
Source: the annotation of a GenBank genome assembly